Molecule: messenger RNA, 1275 nt
Organism: Vicia faba (fava bean)
Lineage: Eukaryota; Viridiplantae; Streptophyta; Magnoliopsida; Fabales; Fabaceae
Source: the annotation of a GenBank genome assembly
AUGGCCGGACCAUCAUGGCUGGUGGACAAAAGUAGAAUUGCAACCAAAAUAAAAAGUGCAAUGGAGUCAUGUGCUCCAGAAAAUGUUACAUGGAAAAGCAAUCCUACCAAGGCUUGUCCUAAUUGUCAGCAUUGUAUUGACAAUAAUGAUGUUGCAAAUGAGUGGCCAGGCUUGCCAAAAGGUGUCAAAUUUGAUCCAUCUGAUCAGGAAAUAAUAUGGCAUUUGCUUGCAAAAGUUGGUGUAGGAAAUUUAAAACCUCAUCCUUUCGUUGAUGAGUUUAUUACUACUCUUGAAGUGGAUGAUGGGAUUUGUUACACUCAUCCUCAAAACUUACCAGGUGUUAAGCAAGAUGGAAAUGCAUCCCACUUCUUCCACAGAGCGAUUAAGGCAUAUAAUACUGGCACUCGAAAGCGGCGAAAGAUUCACGAUCAAGAUUUUGGUGAUGUCCGCUGGCACAAAACUGGAAGAACUAAACCAGUAAUCUUGAAUGGGGUUCAAAAAGGUUGUAAAAAGAUUAUGGUUCUGUAUAUGAGCAGCGCGGGAGGAGGAAAAGCUGAGAAAACUAAUUGGGUUAUGCAUCAAUAUCAUUUGGGAACAGAAGAGGAUGAAAAGGAUAGAGAAUUUGUCAUCUCUAAAGUGUUUUACCAGCAGCAACAAGUCAAAUUGGGUGAUAAAGAUGAACACGAUAUUCCUGAAGUCAUCGAAGCAACAAUUGUAAAAGUGGAUCCAGUCACUCCCAAAUCUGUGACUCCCGAGCCUCCUUAUAAUGAAAACAAGUAUUCCGAUGUUGAUGUAGGACAUCAAACACUUGUUGUUCCUCAGCAUCAGAUGGUUUGUCUGGAUGAAAUUCAAGCUGAUUGUGAAGAGAAUGCAAAUGAUGAUCUAUCCAUGGUAGAAACUGAACAUAAUGAAGUGACAGAGAAUAUCGAAAAUAAUGGAGAUGAAAGCCAAAAGUGGUGGGAUAGUGAAUCACAAAAUCUGUUGGAUUCACAACAACUGGUUGAAGCGUUGUGCUUGUGUGAUGAUUUAUUUCAUAGCCAGUCUCCCACUAGAGAUGGCAAAGAUGAAAAAAAUAACCAAACAGGUCUUUCUGUAUAUGCUGAAUUAGGACCAGAGCAUCUAAAGAAGGAUAUUGAAGACUGUCAAAAUCUUGUCCUUGACCCUCCAAAUGAUGUUGAGCAUGACACAAAUUCAGAGUUACGACUAAGUCAGCUGGAGUUUGGUUCGCAAGAUAGCUUUAUAUCAUGGGGUUACAGCAACAAGGCAUUAGGGUAG